This is a messenger RNA of Helobdella robusta, 1440 nucleotides long. RefSeq lists its product as hypothetical. Gene Ontology annotation, molecular function: mannosyl-oligosaccharide 1,2-alpha-mannosidase activity; calcium ion binding. Lineage: Eukaryota; Metazoa; Annelida; Clitellata; Rhynchobdellida; Glossiphoniidae. Gene Ontology annotation, cellular component: endoplasmic reticulum; membrane. The coding region runs from base 1 to 1440 and encodes 479 amino acids. Gene Ontology annotation, biological process: carbohydrate metabolic process; N-glycan processing. The transcript is spliced from 8 exons. The record is from RefSeq and is a predicted model, not a curated record.
AUGUCAGGUAUGAAAAUAGUCUCCGCUUUUAGACACGCCUGGCUGGCCUACAAGAGGUAUGCCUGGGGCAAGGAUGAAUUGAAUUCGCUGUCGAAGAAGGGAUCUGAUUGGAUGGGCGUUGGACUGACGAUUGUUGACUCGCUGGACACUUUGCUCAUAAUGGGACUCAAUGAUGAAUACAAGGAGGCCCGCGAUUGGGUGGUGAACAGCCUGAAGACCGAUCAGACGAUGUCAAUCCAGCUAUUCGAGAUCACCAUUCGUCUGCUGGGUGGUCUCUUAAGUGCCUAUCACCUCUCAGGGGACAAAGCUCUCCUCAACAAAGCAUCACACGUUCACAUCUUAAUGCAUGCUUGGGCUGACUGCAAUCACGUGAUUUUCGACCCCGCCCAGAUCGAGUUCGGAGACGCCUUAUUUGUCUGCUUCGGUGGAUCGAAUCCCCUACCGGCCAAUAAGGUUGUCAUAAAGAGCAGGAGGGCUGAAUUUGGGCAGACGAAUUUGGCGGAAGUGGGAAGUUUGCAACUAGAGUUUAGAGAUCUUUCUAGAGCCAGUGGAGAUUCUAAAUAUGAGAAAGCAGCUUGGAAGGUGUCCGAGUACUUAAGAGGAUUGAAAAAGUUUGACGGUCUGGCCCCGACCACGUUCGAUUCCUCCUCUGCCUUCUUCAGCGAGUACGCCCCGAUCACCAUGGGGGGCAUGGCCGAUAGUUAUUAUGAAUACCUACUCAAACAGUGGCUGCAGACGGGCCAGACUAUCGACUGGUUAAAAGAAGAUUACAUAUCGGCCUACAAUGGUGUUAAGAAGCACCUAUUGAAGCAAUCAGACCUGGGGAAGCAUUGGUUCAUAGGGACCAUGCCCUCCAUGAAGGACACCCAUAGUGCUAAUGACGUUAUGGACCACCUAACUUGCUUCUACCCGGGUAACCUAGCUCUCGCCUACAUGAGCGGGUUGCCAGCUGAAAUGCUCAAAACAGCUAAGGACGUAGUCGAGACGUGUUACAUCAUGUAUAAACAGACGCCGACGAAGUUGUCGCCAGAGUCGGUCAGCUUUCAGAACAGGGCGGGUGAACCGUUUGGACCGAAUGUACAUGAGCCGGAUUUUUUUGUCGAUUUCGGCUCGGCCUACAACAUCCACAGACCGGAAGCAGUGGAGAGCCUCUAUUACCUCUACAAAGCUACCAAAGACCCUAAAUACAAACAGUGGGCGUGGGAUAUCUUUGAGGCCUUCGAGAACGUCACCAAACUGGACGAGGGGUACGCUGGCGUCCAAAACGUCAUGCAGGCCGACCGGAAGUCUAUUACUUAUCUUGACAAGAUGGAGACGUUUUACUUAGCCGAGACCUUGAAAUAUUUGUAUCUUUUGUUUAGUGAUGACGAAAGUCUACUUCCGGUUGAUCGGUGGGUCUUCAACACCGAAGCUCACCCUCUGCCUGUUUUCAAGAAUUAG